GUCUGGCUCAGUGGGCUAACUAAAAGUCUAUCAACAAGCUAGUUAGCAGGGAGCAAUAUGGUGAACGCUAUCGGCGAAGCACAAUCAAGAAGAUAACAUGCAGUAGCUAACCGAGAGUUACUCUGGCGUCUUGGCAAUCACCGACAAGCCUCGGGCCGUUUCAGGUGGAUGUUAAUUAGCGGCUUCAUUCAUGCGGUCGCUGGUGCAGAGAGGAGUUUGAGCUCUUGAGCGGCGCGGGCAAGCUCGCUGGGACAACACGGCUCACUCACCGUGUCGGAGCAUGGUGGUCCCGGACAGUGCCAGCGUGGUCCCCCAGCCUGACAAUGGCAGUCCCAGCGGCCACAUGGAGAGCUCCAAGUCCGGGUGCGAGGAGGAAGAGGAGGGGGGUCAAAACCUAGCAGGGGUGGAGCUGGAGGAGGUCCGAAAGCUGCAGGAGCUCGUUCAUAGAUUGGAGGUCCAGAAUGAGACGCUCCGCAACAGGGGAAGCAAGAAUAUCAUCCACAGAGGAGCCAGCAGCAACAGCAACCUCACAGCUGCCGUCAAUAUCAAUGAGAGACUGACUUGUGACCUUAGGUUGGAGCACAGUGGUGAGCUGGGCAGCAGAGACUUUGAACUGUCACCCCCUCAGGACAGCAGCAGCGGUGAAGACAUGUCCCCUCUUCCUGUGGCCAACAGACUGGAGGAAGAGGAUGAAGAGGAGGGGGUAGAGGAGGAGCGGGGUCCAUGUGGGCGCUUUCUCACAUUGACUCACAGCAAUGGAGCUGGGCAGACCCUGGGGCAAAGCCAGACACCAGACAGCCCCUCUCAGGAAAGUUAUGAGUCAGAGACACUUGCAGAGAGCGACUCAGGGGUGGACCAGACUGCACUGGAUGAGGUGGAUGUCCUAGAUUUGGAGGAUGAGUGUGCAGAAGUAGAUGACGCGGACAGUUGGUUAUAUGUGUCUCCUAAAAAGCAAGUAGCAGAGGCUGGCCCUGGGUCUCCUUUGAAGUGGUGUCGGCAGGUUCUUGACCACCGCAGCCCGGAGACAGAAAUAGCAUGUCGGACCCUGAUCAACCGUUUGGACCAGACGUCUCGAUGGAGAAACAUGUACAGCAGCCCAUCAGCAGAGGCAGGCUCGGCAGGCUCAGGCCUGAUCUCUCCUGGGUACCACAAAUCAACUAACAAAUCCCUACUAACUUGUGGCAGCUCAGGUGUCACAGGUAUGCAAUCAGCCCUGAGCUCCCAGUCCUCUAUAGACAGUGAACUCAGUACAUCAGAUGACUCCAUCUCAAUGGGGUAUAAGCUGCAGGAUCUCACGGAUGUCCAGAUCAUGGCUCGCCUACAGGAAGAGAGUCUGAGGCAGGAUUAUGCUUCCAGCUCAGCGUCUGCAUCACGCCGCAGUUCCACAGCGUCUCUGCAGUCCCUGCGCCGGGGUGGCACCUACAGCGACCAGGAAUUUGACAGUUACAGCCUAGAAGAUGAAGAGGAUGAAUUCUGCUCUCUGCCCCAACGGCGGCAUCGCUUCACCCCCUCGCCCUUAGGCUCACCCCGGUGCCUGUCUCCCUCCACUUCCAACCACGGUCAGGAAUAUAGCAGCCGACUCGGGGCUCCACGCACAAGAACCCCCAGACGAUCUCUUCAGGGCCCCAGUGCAGAGCUGCUCAAAUUUGCUAAGAGUGAGGAAGAGUUGAGGCACAGCAUGCCUAAUCUGGCCCCCCGCACCAGCCUACGUUCCCUGGAGGCAGUCAGAAACAGCCGCAGCAUGGAGGCUAACCUCCAGAGCUCUGGCAACCGCAUGUCCCACCUGACUCACUCCCCCUCCACAGGUAUGGCUUGUAGUCGACUGCGUAGCAAUGGCCAGUCUCCUCUCUCCCUGCGGGCUCCAGUUAAAGCUGUCACUCCUGUGGGCCCCGUGGCACCUUGUCGCCAGUCUUCCCGAGGUUUGCCUGUUGUCCACACACUUCCUGUAGGAGGGGCCCGCAGGGUCCAGUCACCGGGCUCCACUAAUGGUGGAGCCUAUGUACCCGGGAGAGCCUCUGCUGGAGCAGGCAGGCCUGUAGUGGGCCGAGGACAGGCUGCACCAUCAGCGUCAACCAGGAGUAAACUUUCACAGCCGCCAAGGAGGUCUUUGGGCAUGACUAAAAUCCCAGACGACGCCUGGAAAGAUGGCUGUUACUGAACCUGACCGAGGAUGAAGGAUGUCCACUGCUGCAACCUACAUGUGACCUUUCCCCAUUGACCUUUCAUAGUACAAAGAACACAGCCAAUGUGUCACACAACCUCUCAGUCCCCCAUUUCAGACUGGAUCGCUGGGCUGCACUGGAUUUGUAGUUAAGAUUCAUCUCUUUCCUUUGCAUGAAACAUUGUCAACCCACACACAGAGAGGAUGUGUAGGCAGACAUGAAGGCACACACGCACACUCCACUUGUUAUAUGGACCAACUCAGAGCUUCCAGAAGAUUUGUUUGUGUCAAUUUUACUUAUUUUUCUAUGGUAAUUGUGAGAAACUGCUGGAAUAUUAAGGGUUGUAAUAACUUUAUUCUGUUGAUGUUGUUGAUAUGAAGACAAUUUAAAUGAAGAUGUUGCUGGUUUGUGCAUUUUCUGUGUGAAUUCCUACUAGAUGAUGGUGCUGAGUGUUGCAUGCUCGGUUUUGGUUUUCCUUACCCUUUUCAUCAUUAUGUAACUCAAAUAUGACAAAUCUUCCAUGUGUCCCUACAAUGAUCCGUGAGAAUUUAUGAAUGUUUGAGUGGUUCCUAGUGAUAUUCUCUCUUAGAUUUGUAGUAUUUCUGUUUUUGCUCUUUGCUUUUACACAGCAAUGCAAUUCCUGUAAACCACACUGCCCUUAAAUAGUAUAAACAAGGAAAAAUAUAGUUUGUGCCAAGGUGCAUUUCUGCUGCAACACUCUUUCAAAUUCCAGAAGUAAUCUGAAGUCAUCAAAGGUACUGUUGGCAUACUGCAUUUUCCAGGCAUUUUUACUGCAAAUCCAAUGGUGGAUUUGAGUGUUUGCUUUUGGGUACCACUGUAAUAAAUAAAAUGUUUAUGCACGAAGGCCUUGUGCCAGCUAUGCACCCUAAUGCAGAGUGCCUCUGA
Scomber scombrus (Atlantic mackerel) is the source of this 3068-nucleotide messenger RNA. Its product is annotated as SLAIN motif-containing protein-like. NCBI's taxonomy places the organism in Eukaryota, Metazoa, Chordata, Actinopteri, Scombriformes, Scombridae. Gene Ontology annotation, cellular component: microtubule plus-end. The coding region runs from base 281 to 2158 and encodes 625 amino acids. The transcript is spliced from 9 exons. The record is from RefSeq and is a predicted model, not a curated record. Gene Ontology annotation, biological process: cytoplasmic microtubule organization; microtubule nucleation; positive regulation of microtubule polymerization.